This is a messenger RNA of Olea europaea var. sylvestris, 1528 nucleotides long. RefSeq names its product telomere length regulation protein TEL2 homolog. Gene Ontology annotation, biological process: telomere maintenance via telomerase; protein stabilization. NCBI's taxonomy places the organism in Eukaryota, Viridiplantae, Streptophyta, Magnoliopsida, Lamiales, Oleaceae. Gene Ontology annotation, molecular function: Hsp90 protein binding; telomeric repeat DNA binding. The transcript has 3 exons. The record is from RefSeq and is a predicted model, not a curated record. Gene Ontology annotation, cellular component: cytosol. The annotation marks the transcript as partial.
AAACGACUGACCUGUUUGCAGGUUGAAAGGGCUCUUGAUGUUGCUGAAACACUUGUUCGAGCAUCACCAGAUGAGCUCAAAUAUAUAGCAGGUGAUAUGGUGAGAACCCUUGUACAAGUACGAUGCUCUGAAAUUACUGUUGAAGGAGAAGAAGAAUCAGCUGAAGAGAAAAGACAAAAAGCGCUAGUUGCGUUGAUUGUCACAAGCCCUCUGGAAUCUCUAGAUAGUUUGAACAAACUGCUAUAUUCACCAAAUGUAGAUAUCAGCCAGCGGAUAAUGAUAUUGGAUGUCAUGACAGAUGCAGCUCAGGAGCUUGCAAAUGCAAGAAUCCAGAAGCCACAUCAUCGACCAAGUGCCCUCAUAUCGUCCACUUCAGACCAACCCUGGUUCAUGCCGAGAAGCACUGGGCCUCCAGGAGCAGGGCCCUGGAAAGAGAUCUCAUCGACAGAAACUCCAUUAAACUGGUCGUAUUCUUAUGAAAGAGAACUUCCAUCCAGACCAGGUCAGAUCAAGAAAGGGAAGACACGUCGAUGGAACCUUAAAUCAACAAUGCAGGAAAACCAGACUGACUGGUCCCAAAAUAGGUUUCCCCAGUAUGCAGCAGCAUUUAUGCUUCCAGCCAUGCAGGGAUUUGAUAAGAAGAGACAUGGUGUUGAUUUGCUAGGGAGGGAUGUUAUUGUCUUGGGGAAACUUAUCUAUAUGCUUGGCGUUUGUAUUAAAUGUGCAGCGAUGCAUCCUGAAGCAUCUGUUUUGGCAUUCCCUCUUUUGGAUAUGCUAAGAUCCAGGGAGAUAUCUCAUCACGUGGAACCGUAUGUUAGAAGAUCUGUCCUUUUUGCAGCUUCGUGUGUAUUGUUGGCCCUUCAUCCCUCUUAUGUUGCAUCAGCCGUGGUUGAAGGGAACGCUGAAAUCUCAAAAGGACUAGAGUGGGUUCGGACUUGGGCCCUUCAAGUUGCUGAAACAGACACAGAUAGAGAAUGUUACACGCUGGCUAUGGCAUGUCUUCAACUCCACGCUGAGAAGGCCUUGCAAGCGUCUCGAGCACUUGAAUCUGCAGAAGAUACAUUGAAAGUGAAGAGCAUUAAUCUGAUUCCAAGUGCGUCAAAUGUGUCAAUUAAGCUCCCCUAUUCAAAUGCAGGUCUUUGAAUUGGUAAAAACCAAAAUUUUCAUUAUCCUUUCGUAUAAAAUCCUUGGCUUUAUUUCAAGAAAAUCUUUUUACUACUCGACCGUCGAGAAUGGCCCGGGACAAAGGGCACGGAGUCGGGUGAAUCAGGUUGGAAGUGAAAGUUGUUAAAAACUGAUGUAUGGUUCUUAUAGCCACUCCCUAUUCCGUGGUCGACGUGGAAGAAUGUGAUUGUGAAUUUUGUGUUGGGAUUACACUGUCUCAAGGGUAUUACUAUUUAUAUUUAUAUAAGUGUUGUAAAAGCAAUAUUUAUGAUAGGCCUUGAUUUCAAUCUACUGUGGUAUAAACAAAAUAUGGAAAGAAAGUUGUAUGCUUAAAACUCAACGUGUAUAAUUCAAAUUUUUUGUG